Messenger RNA from Felis catus (domestic cat), 3842 nucleotides. It is a transcript of the gene CABP1, whose product is annotated as calcium binding protein 1. NCBI's taxonomy places the organism in Eukaryota, Metazoa, Chordata, Mammalia, Carnivora, Felidae. The coding region runs from base 2713 to 3399 and encodes 228 amino acids. Gene Ontology annotation, molecular function: calcium ion binding. The record is from RefSeq and is a predicted model, not a curated record. The transcript is spliced from 7 exons.
CUUUAAGAUCAAUCCUGGGCAAGGGAAGGGGCACCUUCUAGGUGCCUGGCACUGUGCCAAGCCCUUUGUGUGUGUAUUAUCUCAUUAACUCCUCACAACAGCCCAAGAGGGAAGGGUUAUUAGUGUACCCAUUUUAUAAAGAAACUGAGGCUCAAAGAGAUUCACAAGUUUUCAAGGUCAUAGAGUUUGCUAGGCAGAAGGGCAAGAUUUGAACCAGGUCUGCCGGCCUCUGCUUUCCAAGAUCUUAGCAUCCGUGUCAGUGGUCUUCAACACUGGCUGCAGGUUACAUUUACCUGGAGCACUAAACACCACCAAUGUCUGGAGCUUACCUACACCCAUUAAACCAGAAUCUCUGGGGAGGCUCCCCAGAGAUUCUCAGCUUCAGCUAGCAUUGAGAAUCUCUGCUUGAUGCUGUGGCUGCCUUCCCGUGUAUCUGCCCAGGUAGUUAAUAUGAACUGGGUCUGUACCUGGAACCUAACCCAACUUCCCUCUGGGGUCCCUGGUGAGCCCCAGCUUUUCAAGAGUCUGCAGAUGGUUGGUGUUCUAGGUUUGACCUCCAAGUCUUUCCGAAACCCCCAGACUAAGUCGGAUUCCUCUGUCUCACAUUCUCGGAGGUUUUGUGUUUCCCCUUCAUCGCAUUUACCUGAAAUGUAAUUAAAUAAGUGCCUUCCUAGCUCUUUAAUAGCUCUUGCCUGCCUGCUAGAGCGUAAGCUCCCUGAACGCAGGGACCAUGUUUAUCUUGUUCUCCCCAUAGCAUUCCCAGAGCCAGGCACAGUGACUGGCACACAAACACUGGACAAAUGUCACUUCCUCCUUCCAUUUUAAUAAUUACUCUCUGAGUAUCUACCAUGCGCCGGGUACUUGCCCACAUCUGCUUUAGAAGCAAGAUAAGGGGAAACCCCAUUUUUCCAGGCAAGGAAACAGAAGCUCUGGAAUGUGAGAAGUCAGAAGCUGGCAGACCCUUCUCAUGCACCUGAGUCUCGUGACCCUGACCCCCCUGCCCCGCAGAGAGGCUGCUUUGUGCUCUCUUCUGGAGGAACACGUCUUUGGAGAAGGCACUUAUGUUAGCUGCUCACUCAUCUGUUUCAUCUCCCCGGUGUUUUUCCUGCCCUUUGGGAGUCAACGCCUCCCUGGUCUCCUCCCUCUGUCCUCAGGGGCUGCCCCUCCUUCUCCGUACCCCCCUCUGGAGGUUUGGCCCAAACAAGGCUGCUGAGUAACUCCCCUGAUUAAACCGUUCCAUCGUCAGCAGCAGCGCAGACGUCAGGAGCUAUCCAGGGACUUCCUCCCCCGGCUCCCUGGGAGCGAGCCUGUGGCACCUUCUGGGCUGCGCCCCACCCACUCCCCUAAUGGGGCUUCUGACCAGCCACUCAAGCUGGACAAAAAAUCCCUGGGAAAGCAGCCUCCCUGGACUGAAAACUCUUUCAGCGACCUGUGAAAGGGUUUUUGCACCGGGGCCGAGAAAGAGUUCGCCUUCCCAACCUACCUCUGGUGCCCCCUGCUGGGAAAAGCUGGCUGCAGGGGGGAAACAGGGACGCCUCCUCUCUUGGGUCAUCGGGCUCCGCCUGUAGGUCUUGAAUGUAACAUCUGAGGCUUGAGAUGAGUUCACAUCAAACCUGGAACCCAGAGGGACGAGGAAGAGCCACUCACCUAAAAAAGUUCCAGUCGUGGGACCUCGAAGACCACUCUGACAAGGGCAGCCUCUCAGCUUUGCACCCAGAGGAAGCCUGUGACAGAUCUUCACUCAGGAUUAGGCGGAGGAUGGUUAGAGGGGUCACAGCCCUGGAUCACACCUCUACCGGCACUGCCUCCAUCAUGCCCCCCGCCCUCCCGGUGGUCUCUUGGUUUCCCUUGGGUCGGAGAGACCUGACAUAGCAAAAGGAGCGAAGGACCUGAUCACUGCUGUUGGCUCAGCUUCCAGCCCCGGAGCCUCAUCCCCUUUUGGUAACGAGGCAAGUGUGAAAAAUGGAGCGUGAUGGGGAUGUCACAGGAUCUUCCAGGCCUUCAGCUGGAACUGCCUGCUCUCAAUCCAGCUGUGAUUGCCGGGGGGCAAUUAGGAUGUGUGUCUGUCCCUGAGUUCUUGUGUAUGUGUGUGUGUGUGUGUGUGUGUGUGUGUGUGUGUGUGUAUGCAAGCACAAGGCUGGGAGCUGGGAGGCACCCUGGCUUUGGUAGCCCAAACUAGCCUGCUUCCCCUUCUGGGUCUGCUGGCCUAAUUCCCAGCUGCAGCUGCCAUUCUGGGCCCCCCUCCCUGAAGCAAUCUCCCUGCAGAUUUGGCAGCAGGAGAGGAGGGGCUGAGGGAAGGGAAAUGAACCGGAGAGAGGACUGAGCUCUAAUCUGAUGUAGAUGAUCCGGCAGCUUUCCCCAGCUUGCUGCCCUCUGCCAUCAGCUCUCCAGGCGAUUUUCUCUGUGCCCUGCCCUCUCCCCUCCUGCCUUCAUGUCCUUAAGAAAGUGCCCAGAAAGUUAAACCCACACACACAAACAUAUACACAAUCCACAAAAAAAAAAAAAAAAAAAAAAAAAAAAAUCAGAGAGCAGGAGCAGGCAGACGAGUAAGAGAGCACGCGCGCAGGAGAGAGGGCUCAGAACGGUCCAGGAGGAAGAACCGCGCAGGCAGAUGGAGGCUGGGGUUGGCCGUGACAGGGACUAAGGUCUCUUAGUCCCCAGGAGUCUCCUUCAUGGACCCGGGGAUCCUGAGAGGGGCUGCCUCAGCUUAGGAUGGGCAACUGUGUCAAGUCUCCACUGAGAAAUCUCUCAAGGAAGAUGCACCAGGAGGAGAAGAGGAGCAGCUACACAGCGGUGCGGACGAGCGAGGAGGGGCUGGCGGCCAGCGGCGAGCUCCCAGGACCGCUCCUGAUGCUGGCCCAGAACUGCGCGGUCAUGCACAACCUGCUGGGCCCUGCCUGCAUUUUCCUGCGCAAGGGCUUCGCUGAGAACAGGCAGCCUGACAGAUCGCUGCGGCCAGAGGAGAUUGAAGAGCUCCGAGAGGCCUUCAGAGAAUUUGACAAGGACAAGGAUGGCUACAUCAACUGCCGGGACCUGGGCAACUGCAUGCGUACCAUGGGCUACAUGCCCACCGAGAUGGAACUUAUUGAACUUUCUCAGCAGAUCAACAUGAACCUGGGUGGCCAUGUAGAUUUCGAUGACUUCGUAGAGCUAAUGGGACCUAAACUCCUGGCGGAAACAGCAGAUAUGAUUGGAGUGAAGGAACUUCGAGAUGCUUUCCGAGAGUUUGACACCAAUGGUGAUGGAGAGAUAAGCACCAGUGAGUUGCGGGAGGCCAUGAGGAAACUCCUGGGCCAUCAGGUGGGACACCGAGACAUAGAGGAAAUUAUCCGAGAUGUGGACCUCAAUGGGGAUGGACGAGUAGACUUUGAAGAGUUUGUCCGGAUGAUGUCCCGCUGAGGCCGUGAGGGCCCCUCCAGGACUGCCAAGCUCCCCCCCCCGCCCCGGGCGGGAGAAGAGGAGCCAGAGCGCGCCUCACCCCGCCGUAGCCGCCGAGAGCCCAGGAUGGACUGGCGGAAGGGGCCUGCCUGCACCCCAGGGAGGUGCCCACCCUGGACCCCCUCCCCUCCGCACUGUGAAAGACUCACAACUCCUGCAACUGGAAAGGGGGGCGCCCGCCGACGAGGAGGCCACAGUGCCAAGCCAGCAGAGGUCACGCCGGGCGCCAAGUGCCAUGGACCCAGCCGCUGCCGGUGGGGUGGGCCAGGGAGCCUGCCAGCAGCCCCCCCGCACAGCAUGUCCGCCCCAGGGCAAAGCCUCUCGCCGCCCUCCUUAGCUCUGUGCCCGUCCCAGCUCGCCACAGCCCUGUUCUCUCAGAACCAAUAAAAAUAUUUCCAAGACAA